Molecule: messenger RNA, 4114 nt
Organism: Panonychus citri (citrus red mite)
Lineage: Eukaryota; Metazoa; Arthropoda; Arachnida; Trombidiformes; Tetranychidae
Gene: Graf
Product: rho GTPase-activating protein 26-like
Biological process (GO): signal transduction
Cellular component (GO): cytoplasm
Molecular function (GO): protein binding; GTPase activator activity
Source: RefSeq, a predicted model, not a curated record
ACUUGUUUAGGUUUACAUGUACAUAUCUAUGACAACUACUUCUAACACUACUUUUUAAUAUUGCAAAGUUGAUUAAAGCUUCAUCAUCAUCACAAUUUCCAUUUGUUUUGACCCCUUACCUCUCAUCCAUUUUGAUUUCUUCUUCUUCUUCUCUCUCUCUCUCUUCACUAAUUCUAUUCUAUUUUAACUCUAAAGUGUUUCCAACUAUCACAUUCACUGGUUUCUUUUUUUUCUCAUUGUUUAUUUUCUCUCUUUCUAUUUUCUUUCUUUUUCAUGGAUUUGGUUCUUUCUCACCUUAUAUUCUUGGAAUACCCUCUUCAGUUAUGGAUACACUCAUGCUGUUAAAUUGUAAUUCUAUAACCACCAACAUCACCGUCAUCACCUUGAUCGUCAUCAAACUUGAAUCAUCAUCACCAUGGGCCUUUUACCAAUAGAGUUUACCGAUUGCCUUACAGAUUCACCUUAUUUCAGGGAAAAUCUUCAUGCUCAUGAAAGAGAAUUGGAUUGUACCUCACAACAAAUCAAAGGAUUAAUACGAGAUGUUAAUCAUCUAUUACAAGCGGCUUCAGCUCUUUCAGGUGCCCAAAGAAAAUUGGCCAAUAGUUUGAGUCAUUUUAAAUUUGAAUGUAUCGGUGGAUCACAAACCGAUGAUGAAAUUGUCAUCGCUCGUUCCCUCAAAGAGUUUGGACGUUAUCUAAAUUCAAUUGAAGAUGAAAGAGAUCGAAUGCUUGACAGAGCCUCAGCGACCUUUAUAAAGCCGAUUGAAAAUUUUCGCCGUGAUCACAUUGGAAGUGUUAAAGAAGGAAAGAAAAAAUUUGACAAAGAAACAGCAAAAUUUUGCCAAAGCUUAGAAAGGCAUUUAAAUUUAUCCACCAAAAAAAGUGAAAAUCACCUUCAAGAAGCUGAUGCCACCCUGUUGAUGGAACAGCGUCAUUUCAUUUCGGCCUCACUUGAAUAUGUCUGCAAAUUACAAGAAGUACAAGAAAGAAAAAAAUUCGAAUUCGUCGAAACUAUUCUAAGCUUCAUGUACGGUUGGUUAACAUUUUAUCAUCAAGGCCACGAAGUUGCCCAAGAUUUUAAAUCAUUCAUGAGAGAUCUACAAAUACGCCUUCAAAGAACCAGAGAAAACUAUGAAGCCACACAGAAUGAGACCCAAAAUCUAAUGAAGAAGAUGCUUGAAGUACGAAAAAAUAAACCUCAAGAUCCCGGUUCUUUGAAUAAAAUGUACACCAGAGAAGGUUAUUUAUUUCUAAUGGAAAAGAAGGCUUUUGGUACAACUUGGAUUAAAACAUUCUGUCAAUACCAAAAGGAAUGCCGUCGAUUUACAAUGAUUCCAUAUAAUCAAACUGUUGGUAAAAUUGGUAAUAAAGAGACUGUGACCCUGAAAGAAUGUAUUAGACGAAUGUCCGAUUCCAUUGAGAAAAGAUUCUGUUUUGAUAUAACACCAGUCGAUAAACCGGCUACCUAUACAUUCCAAGCGCUAAGUGAAGAGGACAGGAAAUUAUGGCUCGAUGCCAUGGAUGGUAAGGACCCGAUUCAAUUGAACAGUGUCACUAGUACCCAAGGAGGAGGAACGGGUGUUCUAGGAAAGGGUCAAACAAAUGUCCAGCAGGAGCAAUAUCAGUUGGAUGAUUUGGGUUUUGCUUUUGUGAGAAAAUGUAUACAAGUCAUUGAAUCUCGGGGAUUAGAGGAUCAAGGAUUAUAUCGUGUUGGCGGUGUGAGCUCAAAAGUAGCCAAAUUAAUGCAGCUUGCUUUGGAUAGAAGAAAAUUAAACUCUGAUGGUGAAUUAGUUCUUGAAGUGGAUAAUUCAGAUGAAUGGGAAAUUAGAACAGUUACCAGUGCAUUGAAAAACUAUUUUCGCAAUUUACCUGAGCCAUUGAUGAGUUUUAAGUUUCACAAUUUUUUCAUCGCUGCAGCAAAACAAGAAAAUAAGGAUAAAAGAAUCGAUGAUAUUCACGAUUUGGUACAUAGAUUGACGAAACUCAAUUUUGAAAUGUUACAUUUGUUGAUGACACAUUUGGCGAAAGUUGCCAAUAACUCACAGAAAAAUCUAAUGAAUGUGUGCAAUCUUGGUGUUUGUUUUGGACCCACUCUAUUAAGACCAGAGGAAGAAACUGUUGCCGCAAUCAUGGACAUUAAAUUUGGUAAUGUGGUUGUCGAGAUUCUCAUUGAAAACUGUGAUAAAAUUUUCACCACCAAACCUGAAAUGAACAAAGAUCAAGCAAUUUAUCAACACUCUCAUUAUUCAAUUGCAUCAGUGGCUCCAAGUAUUAAUUAUCCGAUGCCAGAAAUGAUUGAUUCAACCAACACUCAAGGAAACUCUAAUCUUUACAUGAGAGUCGGUGGUGUCCCACCUUAUCAUGACUCGAAUUCUGUAAAUUUAGCUGGAACCUAUGCAACGGUACCUUCAAGAGGUGGAAUCACAUCUAAUUCAGUUCACCGAAGUAGUAGUCACGAUCAAUUGUCUCAACAAGUACAAUAUCGGCCAAUUGUCCGGCCAACAAUUUAUAAUUCAAAUUCAACAACUCAUCCUCCUUCCGGUAUUACAUCAUAUCCAUCUCAUCCCAACAUGUAUCAACAAACAUCUCACCGAUUACCAAUCCUUUCAAAUCCUAACGGACCUCAGGCCAAUCGAUCGAUUCGUCCGUUAGCUGUUUUCAAUCCAUGGAAUAGUCAACCAAAUAUGAUGCAACAUAACAUGGAAAACAAUCCAAGGAAACCGCGACUGUCAACAACGUCCGAAGGUCAAGCCAAUCAGCAGAACAUUUCUAUGGUUGGACCACAGCCUCUUUCCAAUAGUCCAAGAUCGUCACCUUCAUCUAACACUCUGAUUUCUUCAUCUUUUAAUCCAUGUGGUGGUGGCGGUGGGAAUGGAAGUAUAAGUAGCGGCGGAGGAGGAGAAUUAAAACAAUCAUCAUCUCAACAUUCAUUUAAUAGCAAUAAUUAUCCAUCUAAUUGUGGGUCAUCACCUCACAGCAAUACUGACACUCCAACGGGUCGUAAGGUCAGAACACUUUAUGCUUGUGUUGGUGAAAACGCUACCGAGUUAACAUUCGAGCCGAACACUUUGAUAUUCAAUGUUCGACCCUCAAGAGAACCCGGUUGGCUCGAAGGGACUUACAAUGGUAAAGCGGGCCUAAUACCGGAAAAUUAUGUCCAGUAUGUUGAUUAACUUUCUGCUCAACUUACAUGGUGAUCUGAUGUGUGACCUAUUCAACUAUGGGAUAAUCACUAACUCUAUUUUCAAAAUAUUUUGCUACCUCUUGAUUAUCCUUCUAAUUGGUUACCUGAUUUCAUCUUCAAUGCUGAUUACGUUGUUUUAAUCCUCGAAUCUAAUUCCAAGACAAAUUGAUGAUAUCAAGCAACUAAUAGAAAGAACAAAUAAGCAAUUAUAACUGAUGGAAAUAAAUCAAUCAACGUUGAUUAAACAUUUUACCCAAAACUUCAAUGAGAAAACAAACAAACGACCAAAAUCUGAUGGAAAACAAAUUUGGUACCCAAACCAUUUCUACGGCACUUUUGGAGGCCAUUUUUAUUUUUGCUAUUUAUGAAUAAGAAAACAAAUAGAUUUAUAUUAUAAUGCUAUUAUAUGUAAUUGAUUUGAUUGUAAAACAUGAAUAUUAUUUAAUCAAAUAAGCAAAAAAAAACAGAAAGAAGAUAAACAAAUGAUGAAACCAAAGGGGAGCUACAAAGUUUUUCCAAAUGCAAAUGUAAUCAUAAUCAUAAUCAUCUAAUUACCAUUUACAUUUUGUGAAUAGUUGAUCAUUAAUUGUAAGCAUUUUGAUGCAUCUUCCAUUUUCUCGAUCUCAUCUUUAUUUGUUUUCUCUGAUUAACUAUCUUCAUCUGAUGAUCAUCAUUAAGGAAAAUCAACUGAUCAUUCAUUCCCUCCCUUAAUUCAUGCAAACACAAUUAAGCAAAAAAAAUACAAAUUCUUAUAAAAAACAAAACAGCAACAACAAUAAUUUGACCCAAACAAAACGAUGCUAUAAAUAUAAACAAUUUACGCUUAACAAGCCAAUUUAAAUCUAAACAAUCAACACAUAAUUUGUAUAAAUGUACUUUUAUAAUUAACUUGAAAUCAAUUGAAUAUAAAAAAACAUAAAAUUUUCUUCAA